Messenger RNA from Impatiens glandulifera, 3831 nucleotides. Its product is annotated as RAB11-binding protein RELCH homolog. The transcript has 20 exons. Gene Ontology annotation, cellular component: recycling endosome; trans-Golgi network. The record is from RefSeq and is a predicted model, not a curated record. Gene Ontology annotation, biological process: intracellular cholesterol transport. Gene Ontology annotation, molecular function: protein binding. NCBI's taxonomy places the organism in Eukaryota, Viridiplantae, Streptophyta, Magnoliopsida, Ericales, Balsaminaceae. The coding region runs from base 95 to 3679 and encodes 1194 amino acids.
UCAAGGAAUCGCAGCAGAUUGGAUCAUUUGAAAAAAAAGAUAAGUUAAGAUUUAUCGUUUCAGUCAUUGCAUUUCUAUGUAUGAUUAAGAUGGAAUGCUAAGAAUGGACGUAGAUAGAUCUUCGUUGUGCAAUUGCGUCGUGAACUUCCUUUUGGAAGAGAAUUACCUACUUACGGCUUUUGAGCUUCUUCACGAGCUUCUCGAUGAUGGCCGUGAUGCGCAGGCGAUUCGUCUUAAAGGCUUCUUCUCGGAUUCCUCUCAGUUUCCUCAUGAUCAGAUCUCCCGGUUAAAUUCAAUCCGAGUUGCUGACCCCCAAAGCUUGCUGGAAGAAAAGGAAGCACUAGUAGAGAAAUUGUCACUCAAUGAGUAUGAACUUCGCUUAGCUCGGGAAGACAUAGAGAAGUUGAAAACUGAACUGGAGAAGAAAUCUAAACCAUCUUCUGAUGAAUUAAAUGGACAUAAGACAGAGACUUCUGUAAAUUCUGGAUCAGACCCUCAACAGCAGACGAGAGAAACCUCUUCUUCUGAUUUUGGUGUUCUAAAGGACAAUGAGCGACGAGAUCUUAAUUGUGCUGUGAAGGAGUAUUUGCUUUUAGCUGGGUACCGCCUUACUGCAAUGACAUUUUAUGAAGAUGUUACUGACCAGAACCUAGAUGUUUGGCAGAACUCUUCUGCCUGCUGUACUGAUGCUUUGCGUCACUAUUACUAUCAAUACCUUACAUCCAUUUCAGAGGCUGCUGAGGAAAAAAUUUCAUUGCUUAUAGAAAAUGAGUGUGUGUUGAAAGAAAAUGAAAAAAUCGAGAAUGAAUUGAGGUCCUUGCAGAAAUACAAAGAUGUUUCUGAUGCUCAAGUUUCGGCACUAAACAAAUCCUUAGAAGCCCUACAGACGAAUCUACAGGAUAAGGAGAAACUGGUCCAAGAAUUAAAGCAGGCACUAAAACACCAAAGAAAGAACCUCAAUGACUGCAGAGCCGAAAUCACUUCACUUAAGAUGCACAAUGAAGGAUCUCUUUUAGCUCAAAAAUCUGUUAUUGGUGAUACUGAAGAUGUUCAAACUCAUUCCGUGGAAAGAUAUAUGGAGGAAAUAAGCUUGCUACAGAAAAAAAUAGAGACUUUAAAGGCAACACAAUCUGUUCCUGGGGAGAUUUCAAGAUCAAUAGAUGGUGACCAAGAGAUUAAUGAAAAAGAUAAUGAAGUUGUUAAGUCAAACAUGAGCAUAAUUAUAAAAUCUUCAGAUGACAAAGGACUUGAUAGUCCAGAUUUUAUGGAUACUCCAUUUUCAGUUGAUCAGAGAUUUGAUGAAUGUGGCACCUGUGGCACCUUUAAUAUACCUGAUCAAAUUCCUGGGGUGAUAACAGCAAGUCCCUUACAUGAUAAUGAUCUCACCGUGAAGUCUGGCCAAGUGAUAGAGAAUGGUGGAGUUUUAAAACCAGAAAUCUUAGAUGCGGAGUUAGUUUCUCAGAAGAUGGGUAUGGGAACCGUUCAAAUUCUCUCUGAUGCAUUGCCCAAGAUUGUUCCUUAUGUCCUGAUCAACCAUCGUGAGGAGCUUCUUCCUCUUAUCAUGUGUUCGAUUGAGCGCCACCCUGAUAGCCAGACAAGAGAUUCCUUGACCCACACAUUGUUCAACUUGAUCAAACGUCCUGAUGAACAACAGAGAAAGAUUAUCAUGGAUGCUUGUGUUACUCUUGCAAAGAAUGUUGGAGAAAUGAGAACAGAGACAGAAUUGCUUCCACAGUGCUGGGAACAAAUAAGUCAUUCGUACGAGGAGCGGAGGUUGCUAGUCGCUCAAUCAUGUGGAGAGCUUGCAGAAUAUGUUCGUCCUGAAAUCCGUGAUUCUCUCAUCUUAUCCAUCAUGAAGCAACUCAUAGAGGAUUCAACAAUAGUUGUUCGUGAGGCAGCUGCUCAUAACCUCGCUUUGCUGCUUCCACUGUUUCCAAACAUGGACAAAUAUUUCAAGGUAGAGGAGAUAAUGUUUCAGUUACUAUGUGAUCCUUCAGGGGUGGUAGUGGAAGCUACAAUCAAACAAUUAGUCCCUGCUUUAAUAAAUUGGGGAAACAAAUUGGACCAUGUAUUAAGAGUUCUAGUCUCUCAUAUGUUGGGCUCCACUCAGCGUUGUCCACCUCUUUCAGGUGUUGAGGGUUCCCUUGAGUCGCAUCUUCAUGUUUUAGGUGAAAGAGAAAGGUGGAAUGUUGAUGUCCUUUUAAGAUUAUUAUUUGAGCUGCUUCCUUUUGUGAAGCAAAGGGCAAUUGAGACAUGUCCAUUUCCUACCAGUUCAGAAAAUAGUGAAACAAUCUUUACCACCUCCUUGCUGCAAUUAUAUGCCAGUGGACAGGCAGAAUGGUCUGGAUUUGAGUGGCUGCAUAUUGACUUCUUUCCUGCUAUCAUUCAACUUGCAUCCUUGUUACCUCAGAAGGAAGAUAGCCUAAGAACCCGUUUAGUCAAGAUUUUAUUGGCUGUAUCUGAACACUUUGGUGAUGAUUAUAUGGCAUGGUUCAUGAUACCAGUAUUCUCAGUGGCAGUGGGUAAUGAUGAUGACUUGACGUUUUUCCCAUCUAAAAUCCAGCCAAAGAUUAAAGGUUUAAGGCCAAAGUUAUCUGUGGCAAAGAAACUUGCAACUUUAUGUGUCCUCCCACUGUUUUUGGCCGGUGUUUUAGGUUAUCCAAACCAGCGUGAACAACUUACAGAAUACCUGAGAACUUUGUUAGUACAGGCAUCAUCAGAGCAAGAUGGUCAAUACACGAAACACCUUGACGGGAUUUUUAAUUCUGUUCGAUUUCUCUGCACGUUUGAAGAACAUCAUACCAUGGUUUUCAAUAUUCUGUGGGAGAUGGUUGCGAGCUCCAACACAGAUUUGAAAAUUAGUGCAGCCAAUACACUGAAAGUCGUUGUGCCUUAUGUUGAUUCUAAAGUGGCUUCCACUCAUGUUUUGCCUGCUCUAGUCACCCUGGGCUCUGAUCCGAAUUUGAAUGUUAAAUUUGCUAGUAUUGAUGCAUUUGGAGCUGUGGCACAGCAAUUCAAAAAUGACGUGAUUGUGGACAAAAUAAGAGUCCAAAUGGAUGCUUUUCUUGAAGAUGGAUCACAUGAAGCUGCUAUUGCGGUUGUUCGUGCACUAGUGGUGGCUAUACCUCACACCACAGACAGACUUAGAGAUUAUCUAUUGUCCAAGAUAUUUCAGCUUACAAAUGCACCAUUUCCCAUGAGUGACAUUAUGUGUCGACGCGACCGAGCAAAUGCGUUUUGCGAAUCCAUCCGAGCUCUUGAUGCCACAGACAUACCCGCAAAUAGCGUAAGAGAUUUCCUGCUACCAGCAAUACAAAACUUAUUGAAAGAUCCAGAUGCACUCGAUCCAGCACACAAAGAAGCCUUAGAGAUCAUAGGAAAGGAAAGAUCAGGAGGGACUUUCGACAGCAUUAGCAAAGUGAUGGGGAGUCAUCUAGGACUUGCUUCAUCCAUGACCAGUCUGUUUGGAGAAGGAGGUCUUCUUGGUAGUAGUAGUAGUACAAAUAAAAAGGAAACAACAACAGAUAGCCAAUUAGCUGUGACAGCUGCUGAGGCAGUUGAGUUACCAAAGGUUUCUCUCCAACCACCCAUAAUAGCAGCUGAAGACACGAGAUUUAGGCGAAUUAUGAGAGGGAGCUUCACAGAUAUGCUUAAAGGGAAGAAAGCCGAAGAAAAGUGAAGACAUUAAUCAAUCCAAUUCAAGCCAAACCAAUCUCCUUGGUAUUUCUUCUUCACUCACACUUUUGUUAGAUCUUUCAUUAUUUAUUUGAUUGGGGAUGAGAAUUAUUAAUAAGUGAUUAGAAUGAUCACAAAAGUUAUUAAUAAGGCUGA